Leishmania major strain Friedlin is the source of this 1299-nucleotide messenger RNA. RefSeq lists its product as hypothetical. The coding region runs from base 1 to 1299 and encodes 432 amino acids. NCBI's taxonomy places the organism in Eukaryota, Euglenozoa, Kinetoplastea, Trypanosomatida, Trypanosomatidae. The transcript has a single exon. The record is from RefSeq and is a predicted model, not a curated record.
AUGAAGCACAUCGAACGACAGCCCUCGAUCGAUGUGCAUGCAGCCUACGGAAAGGUCCAAGGGGAGGGGGAAGAGCUGCAAGCGCCGUUCAUGAUGGAGGGCGAGGCGGACGGUGCUUUGCAGCGGUUGCCGCCUCCGCAGCUCAGCGUGGGCAACGCAGCCGAUGCUGAAAUCCGGCAGCCAAUACAGCAGUCACACAGCAGGGUAGCGAGUGCCGAGGACUCACAUGCGUCCACACCUGCUUCUGCGCAUCUACAGCAAACCAGUGCGCAGACCGAGAGGUCCGUUUCGAUGCUCGGCGAAGAUCACGUGACCAAUUUCGUCGAAAUCCCAACGGACAACCGGCACUUCACGAGCCUUCUCGCUACCCAAAGCGAGAGCGACUCUCCGAAUGUGGUGCAUGCGGAGGCCAACCUCGAGGUGGAAGAGGACGAGGGCGAUGGACGGGUGGAUUCCGGCGCAUUUGGGACACAGAAACUGCGUAAGUAUGUGGUGUCGUCGCCGGCGCUGCAUCACUGUUCCAUGACGGCGAUCUUUUUAUCCGCCCUCAGUACACACCUGCUAGAGCCCACCAUCGAGGAGGAUGGGAAGGCGCCGGAUGUCGACGGCGUCAGGGACGACCACAGCCGUGCAAGGGAUGAAGAUGCAUCAUAUGAGCACGGAGGUGACAGGGAUGUGGUGGAGGAGGGAGCUCCGCGGAAGCGUGUCGAGGGGGGGGGAGGCAGCGCGAAGACGCCACGGAUGUUCUGCUCUUGGACGGUGUGCACCCACCCCAAUGCCGAGGUGGGCCACGCCGGAGACGGGGUGAGUGAGGAGCUGUUGUGUUCUGUUGUGCACACAGCGCGUUUUACCGACACCGACUGUGGCGGCACCGACAGUGGGCGCGACGAUGAAGCCAGCGCCUCAUCUGAAGGCAGGUUGCACCGCAGCCUUGCGUCGCCAUGCACGGAGUGCGAGAGCAGCGCGCAGACCAGCUCGAGUACCACAGGCAAGGGGCAGCUGAAAUACGACAGGAGCCUCGACAGCGACGUUCUCAAGCCUGUGGCGCGUGGACUGCGGCAGCACAGUGCCAGGAGGAAAACAGUGCGGCUGCGAGGCUGUACAAGGAAAGGGCGGAGGAGGAGCACCAGCAGCCGGGACCCCGCAUUCCUGAGUUUGUGCGGAGUGUCUUGGAUCACCAGCUGCAGCAGCGGAACGUCAAUGCCAAGACAGCCGGGGAGCCCCCCGGCACCACGGGGACCCCUUGCGGAGGUGCCGCGGCGGCGAGCGCUACGCGGACUGCUCCCGGGAAGCCAGUAG